AUGCGCAACAUCACGCAAUACACCCUCCUGGUUGGGGGCUACUUCUCCAACAUCAGCGUGUUCACGUUCGACCCGGCGGCGACUACCUCUGUGGCCAACUCGACUCUGCCCCCGGCGGGCAACUCGACCCUCCCUGCGACGCUCCCCUCGGCUGCUAAUGCUACGGGCCUCAAGUUCGACGGAGCGGUCGCACACCCCGCGAACCCGACUUGGUUUGAGACCGAGUGCGGCCUGUUCGCGGCGGCGGAGAGCGCGGCCAACGUCGUGACCCGUCUCCGUCGGCGGCGACCCGGUGCACUCGGCCUGAUCUCUUCGAGCUACUCCAACGGCACCAUCAGCUACAUCCCCCUGCUGCGCGAGACGGGUGCUAACACCACCCUUCCCAUCAGCAACUCGACCGCUACGUCUGGCAACGGCUCUGCCGCAGCUGCCGCGCCUGCCUCGCCCGCGGGUGGCAAUGGCUCUGCGCUCGCUGGCGCUCUCGCGGCUGGAACGGCGGAGGGCCGGUCGUUCGGGAAGGCGGUCACUCUGCGCUUCAACGCGACGUACCCUAACGGCACUGCGCCGCAGGACCAGAGCCGCGCGCACUCCUCGCUCGUGCACGGCGGCAAGAUCUACACGGCCGACCUGGGCAGCGACCGUAUCUGGAUCUCGCGCUGGGCUAACGGCUCGCUGACGCUCGAGGGAAGUAUCCAGACGCCGAAGGGAUUCGGACCGCGCCACAUGGUCGUGAUCCAGCCAGACGAGACGCCCGCCGCGCCCAGCCUGCCUUCCAACGACUCCUCCGCCUCUGCUUCGCCCAUCUCCACCCCCUCUGCCGCUGGGUCCGCCGUCAAGUCUGCCGCGCUCGCGCCCCGCGCCAGCCCCACCCUCGUCACGCCGGGCACGAACGCGACCAAGCCGCGCAGUGCGAUCCUGUACGUCGUCGGCGAGCUGUCGAACAAGGUGGCCGCGUUCGAGCUCGACUCGCCUUCCAAGCCCCUGUUCGAGGAAUCCGUGAUCCCCCCCGGCCUCAAUGCUACGGGCAUGGCGGCGGGCGAGAUCAUGCAGAACCCGCGCAAUGCGUCGCAGCUCUUCGUCUCGAACCGCCUUGCCGCCAAGUCCAACCCGAACGUCACUGGCGACGCGGUCACGAUCCUCACGCUCUCAGCGGACCGUAGGGCGGUCGCUGGGAAGAGGUUUGUCGACACGCACCUCAACAAUAUCCGCGGCAUGAAGUUCUCGCCCCAUGGUGACUUCCUCGCCCUCGCUGGUAUUGAGAAGGGCAUUGCGAUUUAUGCUGAGCAGAACGGAAACUGGACCCAGGUCGCCAAGUACGACGAUAUCGAGCAGGCGGCCGACUUUGCCUGGAUCGCGGGCAAGUCGUACUCUGCCUAA
Messenger RNA from Trichosporon asahii var. asahii CBS 2479, 1377 nucleotides. RefSeq lists its product as uncharacterized. Gene Ontology annotation, molecular function: protein binding; 6-phosphogluconolactonase activity. The record is from RefSeq and is a predicted model, not a curated record. The transcript has 3 exons. NCBI's taxonomy places the organism in Eukaryota, Fungi, Basidiomycota, Tremellomycetes, Trichosporonales, Trichosporonaceae. Bases 1 to 1377 code for a protein of 458 amino acids.